This is a messenger RNA of Sebastes umbrosus (honeycomb rockfish), 4591 nucleotides long. It is a transcript of the gene itpkcb, whose product is annotated as inositol-trisphosphate 3-kinase Cb. Gene Ontology annotation, molecular function: inositol tetrakisphosphate kinase activity; inositol-1,4,5-trisphosphate 3-kinase activity. NCBI's taxonomy places the organism in Eukaryota, Metazoa, Chordata, Actinopteri, Perciformes, Sebastidae. The transcript is spliced from 8 exons. The record is from RefSeq and is a predicted model, not a curated record. Bases 840 to 2837 code for a protein of 665 amino acids. Gene Ontology annotation, cellular component: cytoplasm; nucleus. Gene Ontology annotation, biological process: inositol phosphate biosynthetic process.
UUCACCAGAGUAAAAAGAAAACGUUGCUCAUUUAAAAUGUCCUCAGUAUAGUAUUUAUUAAAUUUUUGGAAGGAUACUAAAAUGCGCAACUAUAAAAAAUCCGUGGAGUAUUUGAAGGCAGCACUUUUUAAAUCCCCUUGACUACAGGCCAGUCUCGCGUGCUGUCAGUUAGUACUGUUUAGUUAGACUCAACUCGUAGUAGCUAGGUUACCGGUAUUAACUGUUUACUCAAUUACCAGCUGUUUAGGUCACUUUUUAACUACAGUAUUUAAGGAUAGAUUCUCGUUUUUUAACACCCGUCCUUUAAUCCGUGUUUAGCUAACUAUUAGACCUGUUUGUUUUAGUUAAAAAGCUAGUUUAUGUCACUUCAAGGCAGGUGUCAGUUGAAGUAUCGGAGUUUGAACGUUAGUUAGCUAACUAGCUAGAACCGCCUCUGUUGUGACAAGCGUUUCCUCUCUCACUCCAACCACAUGCUGAUGACACUACACUACACACAGCAGCACUGCACACACACACAUACCCUCUAGCUGAAGAAGAGAUAAGCCGCAGACACAUCCCGUUCAGAGCCUGCUGUAACGUUAUAAACCUCCACUUCUCUGCCAGCCUUCAACAGCUGCUUCACACACACCAGAGGAGGAACUAGUCUGAUUUGAACAGUGGAAAACAAAGGAGGAUGGAGCAAUUUAAGUCUUCCCAGGCUUUAAUACAUGGAUAGUGUGAGUAAUGAGCGACUGUACUUUGUAGGAGUCACUGUUUAAGUGGUUUCAACACAACUAUUCAACCACUCUACUUGAGGGUGUGUCUGGGGUCAUUGUGUUACUACUACUACGGCAUGCAGGAUGGGCCAAACUCGCUCGGAUCUGUCUCACACCGCCGCCCCAGCAGGCAGAGGAGCGAAGAGGAAAACACACCAAACAUCCAAGCUACGACUACUCCCUAUCAGCAGAUCCAGGAGAGAAGGAGAGAAACGACGCAGCGACCAGUUAAACAGGAAUCCGAUGAAAAAUAAAGUACUAUCGUGUCUGGGAAGGAGAAAGCGAGACUCCAGCAGCCAAACAGAAGCGGAUUUAGGUUGCGGAAACGCAGCUGGAGCCGGAGGAGAUCCAGCGACGCAACGCGAUCACAGAGUAGGAAAGUUGCCCAGGGACGAGGAGGUGGUAUCGGCGGAGGAGGAACAGCGAGCAUCCCAGGCGACACCAUCCGGCCUAGAUGGUGAUGGCGGUGGUGGUGAUGUCGAAGCCAUCCAGGACGUAGUGGACCGAGAGGCCGAUGGUGAAGUCGGCGGUGAAGGCUGCGAGGAGCCGAAACCCGAGCGAGAGGACGAUGCCUCGGAUCCCCCGACGAGGGCCAUGGAAGAUCAGCUACUGGGGGGAAACAACCAGGGUCGUGUUGUGUCUGAGGCUCGGGAAUUAACGGGGACUUUCUCUAGUUUAUCCCCGCAUCAACCUCUGGAUAAAACGGAUCACAAAAUGACUAAACGUGACUGCAGCACCGUUUCAUGUCGACCCAAACAGGCCAGUGAUCAAAACAACUCUUGUCCGGUUGAGAGUGAGUCUGAUCAGCCUCCUCAUGGUGCUCCAGGAGGCCCAAGUUUCCCAGGACCCAUACCAACACUCAUCAUCACCAGAGACCCCAGUCCGACCCGCGCUGCUCAGGUUGGGACACCACCGGCCACCCUGCUGACCGUCAGGACGGAGCUCAGCAGCGGCAAUUGUCUGGAUCCUCACCCGGACGACGAGUCGCCCUGCUCGGACAGCGGCUGCGGAGGUUCCCCCAUGCUGAUGCGCUCACUGAGGAAGCUGUCCAACUCGUCCUCCAUCUGCCUGUCCUCCGCCUCGUCCUUCGAGGAGUCCGAGGACGACUUCACCGGGAGCGACAUCGAGUCCAGUCUGUCUCCUGCCAGGUCGCUGUGUAGCCCGGACGAUGGGACAGGGAAUAAGUCCUGGCAGAAAUUGAAGACCAUGGUUCACUGGUCCCCCUUCGUCGUGUCCUUCAAGAAGCGUUACCCGUGGGUGCAGCUAGCCGGCCACGCAGGUAACUUCCAAGCCGGGGAGUAUGGACGCUUGUUGAAGCGGUUCUGUGAGUGUGAGCAGCAGUGCCUACAGAAGCUGAUGACGGACACUCUGCGCCCCUAUGUGCCUGGUUAUUAUGGGGUGGUACAGAGAGACGAGCAGGAUUAUAACCUGAUGGACGACCUGCUGGCCGACUUCGACUCGCCCUCCAUCAUGGACUGCAAGAUGGGCAGCAGGACGUACUUGGAGGAGGAGCUGAUAAAAGCCAGAGAGCGUCCACGUUUGCGGAAGGACAUGUACGAGAAGAUGGUGGCAGUGGACCCCGGGGCCCCCACGGAGCAGGAGAAGCUACAGCAGGGAGUCAUCAAACCCAGAUACAUGCAGUGGAGGGAGACGCUCAGCUCCACAGCCACUCUGGGCUUCCGCAUCGAAGGCAUUAAGAAAGCUGAUGGAACUUGUAACACCAACUUUAAAAAGACAAAGCACAGGGAGCAGGUGAUGCAGGCCUUGGAGGACUUUGUAGCUGGCAACACUCAGAUUCUGAAACUCUACCUGCAGCGGUUGGAAGAGCUUCGAUCAGUCCUCGAGCAGUCACAGUUCUUCAGGACACAUGAGGUCGUGGGCAGCUCCCUGCUGUUUGUGCACGACGCCUCGGGGAAGGCCCGAGUGUGGAUGAUCGACUUUGGGAAGACUGUUCCCCUGCCGGAGCCUCGGACCCUGGACCACAGGACUCCCUGGGUGGAGGGCAACAGGGAGGACGGCUACCUCUGGGGACUGGACAACCUCAUAGACAUCCUCAGCAGCAUGCUCCCUCAGACGCCUUGAGAGGGAGGCUCCAAUGAAACAUUGGUUCCUGGACGAGAUACAAAAUCGGGAGAGUUUGAAAAAGAGGAUAGAAGAUUACACAAACUGAGACCGAGAGAGGAAGGGUUAGAAGAGGGCCACCAGUUUGAUUUUCAUCAUCCAAGUGUCUUUAUCCCACUGUACCUGUGUGAGAAGAAGAUGAACGCAGACGAGCGUAGGAUUUCUAUUUGCAAAGUGGAAAACGCCAAAGGCCGACCUCAUGCAUUAUGCUCCAUUUGUGGAACUUGGGGACAGAUGACCUGCGAAGAGUUGAGGCAAACAGUAGUAGGACGAGAAAGAGGGAGAAUUGAAUGCAGAAUUGUAACUUUUUGAGAGUACAGUCCUCUGAACGCUUGCUCAUCUCCCUCCACAACAUCUCCCUCUGCUGGUUAGAGUUGCACGCAGCACUCUCACAACCCUGAACUUUGAUCCAGAGGUAUGAAACCUUUUCACGCAGCCUUUUGAGGAGCACUGGGUAACGGGAGUUUAUUUUUUGUCAUUUUGAUGUUUAAGUAUACGGCAACACUAAAACACUGGUCAGACCACGUGUGAACUAACUCAGCGUGUAAAUACAUUUUUAUUUAAAUGUUUUUUUGGCCUUGGUGUAACCUCCUUACCUUGUUUGUACGAUUUCUGUGCCUGGUAUUUUUUAAGGAAAGAGCUGUUUGAUCAUUCCAGUGCAGUGGACUCCUGCUAUUUUUUUCUUCCAAAGAGUUCACCCAACUGAUUUACAAUAUAAUCCCAAAGUUAACUUGCAGGAGUGUUUUCUAAAUCUGGAUUUUUUUUGUAUGAUAAUGCAGUGAAAGUUUUUUGUUUCUCAUUUAAAUGUACAGUAAGCAGCUUGGCAGCCAUGUUUAUCUGGAAUGUGUUGCACUAUGGAUCCUCACAAAGCCAUUGAACAAAUCAAGCCUGUGUGUGUCUUAAGAUGGGAAGCAGCAGUCAAGUACUGGGUUUACAGAUGCAUUAUAACGUGAAUUAAUUCUCUAGGAUCAGUGUUGCUUCAGAUCUGCAGGGAGUUAUACAUUAGUGGUGUAAAGGGUGAAAUGAAACUGGAAUAACCUGAUUAAACUGAUAAGUUUGUUUAGGCAUUUGUGAGGUUUCAAUUGUGCACGUCAGCUUACACGUAAUCUUCUAACUGGAAAUUUGAAAUGUGUCUUGUGAUUUAACGGAUGACGCAUAAUCGAAUACAACAAUGUCACUUUUAAACACAAGGACGUUGCUUGUAAAUCAUUUAGCUACACUAAACACAAGGUUUUUGGGGUUGACUUUUUGUAUGCAGGAUGGAGAGUUUACAAAGAUACAACGUUGUUAUAUUUAGAUAUUAAGUCGCAGUGCGUAUGACCAUGUGUGUCGUUCCUUGACUGGAAUGCAGCGGGUUGGGGAACAUCAGUCUUCAAGACGUCCUUGGUUUGGGCGUGUAAACGUCUGACUUCAUGAAAUUGGAAUUCAAAUUCAGUAAAUCAGUUUUUUCCAUUUCCUGGAAGGUAAACACCCUGGGAGAGAGGAAUAUUCCAGUGUUUACAAAGUAUUAUAUUUCUUUGCCCACAAAUCCUCUAUAUUUGUAAAACGACUGGGUGCUGCUUUAUAAUUUAAGAAAACUGGAUUCAUAACCACAUUUUGUAUUUUUAAAAAGGCAGCAAAUUUUAAAGUCGCAAAGCACAGACAGACUGGUGAAAACUGAUAUUAAUUCCCUGCUUUGUCCAGGUCAUGGAUUGCAAUAAACUGGAAAUAAGAGA